UGCUACACAAUGUGACAAUAAUGACCUCAAUCUGCCGAUAAGCAUAAAAAGACGAUCAUCGCAGCCUAGUAGUAGCCUAGGAGCUAGUUUAGUCAAAGCCUGGAGCUUGAAUUAUUAAUACCCCAUCUUUGAUUUAACCCCAUUUCUAUCAUAGUGACACAGUGGCACAUCCCCCGCGUUACCUUACGUAUAUAUAUGCCUUUGCCGGUAUCCUCAUCGUCAUCGCUGAUUCAAAGAAGAGUUAUCAUAAAUAUCAAUAAUACUCGGGCAUUUCCAUCAAGAUAUUUUCAGAUCCUAUCUCGUGGUCUGGGCUGUUGUUGUACUGGUGAUUUGCGGAGUUCGUCGCCUGUACGUUUUAGGCCUGCGACGAGAUAUAUUGUGCCGUCAUCGACCAAGGCUCGAUUGUUUUCUUCUUCUACUGCUGCACCCGACAAAAUGGCCACAACACGGAAGAUUCAACUGUCCACUUCUGACGCGGGGAUAUAUAAUACUGGGGUAAGAGCAGAUGCUGCGCAGGCAGCGAGUGAGGUUUUACAGGAAGAUCUCGAAAAGCAUCAUACCAUUUUCAACGACCAGGGGUUCCAUAACCAUAUCGUUCAUCACAUAUUAACAAUCUAUUCCCUUGGUGCGUCGCCAGAGGAUAUCAGGGCCGCGUAUGACCAGAACAAAACCUACCAGAGACCCAACCCCCCGGUGAAUGAGAAUGUAGUCCAGUCAUUGGGUGAUAAAACCGAGUUUAAAAAUUAUUUCGGCCAGCCAGAGCAUUACCACGAUUUUCUGGCUUAUUUUCAACAGGAAAUUGACAAGAAAGGCGUGAAUGCCGUUCUUGAUGAGUAUUUGUUUUCGGGGGAUGAGUGUGCAGAGGCUAUGUUUGUCAGGUUGUUUUCCGGUCUCCUCCAUCCUUGGAUUCACCUCGGAUUUGGGAUUGAAUUCAGUCAGCCAGCUAUUGUUGCCGAGGCUCUGGCGGAAACGGCAAUCCAUAAUGACUGGAUAGGGUCAAUGUUUCUUUGGCCCGCUGAAAAGGUCGCGGGAGGAACUGAAGAAAAGGGAAAGAAGCCACUGGCGCAUAUUCUCCAAGAAAUGCACGCAGAUAAGAAGCUGAUCGAGUCUACCCAUUACGGCGAUGGGAUGAGAACUGGGGUCCUGAAACGGGCCCCAGAUGAGUUGGCUAAGUACGCGGCAGUGUAUACUGUGUCUGAGGACCAGUUGGAAGAGAGGCUAGCGGAAUUAACUAACACGAUUGUCGCUUAUACCGCUGCUGCACAACGUCCCCAGAAAGAAGUCAAGUUCGACUUUUUUCUUAUCCAUGGCGUCAAUUCGUCCAUCUUCUUCGAAAAGAUCUUCUCUCUUCCAUCCCUGGAUAUGCGCUCCAAAUGUCGUCUCCUGGAGUGGAUGGGACGCAUGAUCCUUUUCAUAUACACAAUGUGUGGUUUGCCUGAUCCAUUCCUCAACGAAGUAAAGGAGUACCGGACACCAAGAGACUGGAGUACUGUUAUUACUGCUAGUGUUGUACAUCCCCGGGAAGAUGGACACCUGUCCAAGCUGGUCAGAGCAGUGGCACACGGCGAAAGAAUAUGUCGCCCUUUCGACGAUAAAGGCAAGGAACAAGGGUUCUUAAUAUCCGGUGAUGAUUGGCUAAAGAUAGGAAAUAUGGCUAUCGAUUCGGUCAGUGAUGAGGAGCGCCCUUUGUGGGUUCGCUUGGCAGGUUUUAAGCAAGCAUGGGAUCAAUUUGCAGAUCGAUCUCGUCUUUGAAGAGAUCAUUGUCAUUCUAGAGCAUAUAAUAGUUAGUGACGAAGAGAAUCAUUCAUGGGAAAUUGCUAUGACUAGCUAAACUCCGUAGUAAGGAAAGUGACCGUGAAAAAGUGGUGGAUAGACAGCAAACGUGGCAAUAGAUAACACACGUGAAUAUGCAAAGAAGAUGCCUGUAACAGAUAAAAGAAGAUGAAGAAUCAAAGAUCUUCGGAAAGCAAAAGAAAACACAGCAUGAAGAGCGUUUGCAGCGUUUGCAGCGUCACGUGGUGAUUGCGAU
Messenger RNA from Aspergillus wentii DTO 134E9, 2029 nucleotides. RefSeq names its product questin oxidase family protein. The record is from RefSeq and is a predicted model, not a curated record. The coding region runs from base 436 to 1752 and encodes 438 amino acids. The transcript is spliced from 6 exons. Lineage: Eukaryota; Fungi; Ascomycota; Eurotiomycetes; Eurotiales; Aspergillaceae. Gene Ontology annotation, molecular function: oxidoreductase activity.